Molecule: messenger RNA, 1095 nt
Organism: Limulus polyphemus (Atlantic horseshoe crab)
Lineage: Eukaryota; Metazoa; Arthropoda; Merostomata; Xiphosura; Limulidae
Product: cytochrome P450 3A11-like
Exons: 9
Coding region: 301-990 (229 amino acids)
Molecular function (GO): monooxygenase activity; oxidoreductase activity, acting on paired donors, with incorporation or reduction of molecular oxygen; heme binding
Source: RefSeq, a predicted model, not a curated record
CGUUUGCCAACAUUAAGAGUUCCGAGUUUCUCAUAUUUUUAUUACUGUGCUUUCCUGAGUUUUACAACAUCCUUUAUCCAAUUCGAAAACUGGUGGAUGUCAUAUGGCAUCAAAUAUUCUCAACUCCAGGAAGAUCCUUAGUCGAAGGAAUUACGAAAGUCAUAGAAGAGAGACGAAAAAAUCGAGCGCUUCGAAGAGUUGAUCUUCUUCAGAUGAUGUUGGAUGCUCGAAUUGCUAAAGAAGACAUUCAAAACGUGACUGCAAAACAGCUGACCGCUGGUGAAGACGAACCAACUGAAGAUGUUUCUAAAGUCAAAGAAGGAAAUAUCGAAGGACGGGAAGAAGCAGAUCAAGUUUAUCACAGAUUGGGAAAUUAGAGCAAAUUCUAUAACUUUCUUACUGGCCGGUUAUGAAACAACAAGUACAGCCCUCGGUUUCACAACCCAUAUACUGGUGAACCGACAAGAUGUCCAAGAAAGGAUUCGAGAAGAAAUAAACGAUGUCUUGGGAGAAGAUGGUGUCUUAGAUUACAACACAGUAAACGAGCUUCGAUAUUUAGACCAAGUUUUUUCGGAAUCUCUGCGACUGUACCCGCCAGUUAUCACGUUCGUCAACAGAGUUGCUGACGAGGAUUACCAGCUGGGUGAUUUUAAAAUCCCCAAGGACACUACCAUACAGGUCCCUGUUUGGCAACUCCAUCACGAUCCAGAGAUCUGGUCUGAGCCAUACGAGUUUAAGCCUGAGAGGUUUCUCCCUGAAAAUAUGAAGGAUAUACACCCCAUGGCUUAUCAACCAUUUGGAUCUGGACCACGAAACUGUAUUGGCAUGAGAAUGGGGCAGUUGGAGGCCAAACUAGCUUUGGCUAAAAUCUUACGCGCUUACAGAGUAGUUCCUUCUGAGAAGACGGAAAUUGGAGAAAUCCAAUAUAACGUAAAGUUCUUGACCAUUGGUCCAGUACAUGGCAUUCACGUGAAAGUAGUUCCCGUCUAGUGGUGGCCUCUUGUGGAAUGAAAUAUUCAAAUAUAUAUAAUAAAUCUUUAAUUACUUACUUGAAUGUAUCAGUUGAGAUUAAGUACAUUGAUAUUAUUAACUCUA